This is a messenger RNA of Scomber scombrus (Atlantic mackerel), 6583 nucleotides long. RefSeq names its product cyclin G associated kinase (gene gak). The record is from RefSeq and is a predicted model, not a curated record. The transcript has 29 exons. Gene Ontology annotation, molecular function: ATP binding; AP-2 adaptor complex binding; protein serine/threonine kinase activity. Gene Ontology annotation, biological process: protein phosphorylation; regulation of clathrin-dependent endocytosis; positive regulation of Notch signaling pathway. NCBI's taxonomy places the organism in Eukaryota, Metazoa, Chordata, Actinopteri, Scombriformes, Scombridae. Gene Ontology annotation, cellular component: cytoplasm. The coding region runs from base 202 to 4149 and encodes 1315 amino acids.
GCCUCUCGUCAGACUAGCAGCAGCAGCAGGAAGAAGAAGAAGAAGAAGAAGGGAUGUUUGCUUCCAGUGAAAGGAUAACAUCACUUGUGUACGAGCUUUUAUAAAUUGCAAAAAAAGAGAUUAAAACCACCGAAGAAUCUUAUCUGGCUGCGUCCUCUGGGAUUGAGCCGUCUCUGUGUGGAGCUGAAACAGGGGGAGAAGAUGUCCCUCUUCCAGUCGGCGCUGGAUUUCCUCGCCGGGCCCGGCUUGUCUGGAGCGGCCAGCCGGGACCAGAAUGACUUCGUCGGACAACUAGUCGAGCUCGGUGACAUGAAGCUAAGGAUCAAGAGGGUGAUCGCGGAAGGUGGGUUUGCCUUUGUGUAUGAAGCUCAGGACAUGAGCAGCGGUAAAGACUACGCCCUCAAGAGGCUGCUGUCCAACGAAGAAGAGAAGAACAAGGAGAUCAUACAGGAAGUCUGCUUCAUGAAAAAGCUGUCAGGUCAUCCAAAUGUGGUUCAGUUCAGCUCUGCUGCCUCCAUCAGCAAGGAGGAAUCAGACACCGGGCAGGCGGAGUUCCUGAUCCUCACUGAGCUGUGCAAAGGUCAGCUGGUGGACUUCAUAAAGCGGGUGGAGCAGAGGGCUCCCCUGUCAUGUGACACAGUGCUGAAAGUCUUCUACCAGGCGUGCCGUGCCGUGCAGCACAUGCACAAACAGAAGCCCCCAGUCAUACACAGAGACCUCAAGAUUGAGAACCUCUUGAUUAGUAACCAGGGCACCAUCAAGCUGUGUGACUUUGGCAGCUCCACCACAGUGUCACAUUACCCCGACUACAGCUGGUCGGCACAGAAGAGGUCCAUGGUGGAGGAUGAGAUCACAAGGAACACCACUCCAGCGUACCGAACACCAGAGAUGAUCGACCUGUACUCCAACUUCCCCAUAAAUGAGAAACAAGACAUCUGGGCCCUCGGAUGCAUCCUCUACCUGUUGUGUUUCAAGCAGCACCCAUUUGAGGAGGGUGCAAAGCUGCAAAUCGUUAAUGGGAAAUACUCCAUCCCUCAGAACGAUGUCAAGUACACUGUGUAUCACGAACUCAUACGUUCCAUGUUAAAGGUGAAUCCAGAAGAGCGUCUGUCCAUCACAGAGUUGGUCAACCAGCUCCAGGAGAUAGCAGCAGCACGCAACGUCAACCCCAAGUCUCCCAUUACAGAGCUGCUGGAGCAGAACGGAGGUUUUGGCAACAACGGAGCCCAGCCGCCCACCCAGAUCCACAACGUUCAAAACAAUGCAGGCAUGUAUGAUCCUGAUCAGUCCGGCAGCGGCAUCCUGGAUAUCUUAAGAGGAGGAACAGAGCGCUUCCUGACAAACAUAAAGGACACUUCCUCUAAGGUCAUCCAGUCAGUAGCCAGCUAUGCCAAAGGGGACCUCGAUAUUUCAUAUAUCACCUCCAGAAUAGCAGUCAUGUCUUUCCCAGCAGAGGGGGUUGAGUCUGCGAUAAAGAACAACAUUGAGGAUGUCCGACUGUUCUUGGAUUCACGUCAUGCUGGCCACUAUGCUGUCUACAACCUCUCCAAACGAUCAUACAGGCCUUCUCGAUUUCACAACAGGGUUUCAGAGUGUAAAUGGCAAGUUCGCCGUGCCCCCAACCUCCGCAGUCUCUACAGUGUAUGUAAGAACAUGCAUCUAUGGCUCAAACAGGACCAGAGGAACAUCUGUAUAGUACACUGUCUGGACGGCAGGGCAGCAUCAGCGGUGGCAGUGUGCUCCUUCCUGUGUUUCUGUCGUCUUUUCACCACAGCUGAGGCUGCUGUAUACAUGUUCUCCAUGAAACGAUGCCCACCUGGCAUAGCCCCCUCACACAAGAGGUAUAUAGAGUAUAUGUGUGACAUGAUGGCAGAAGAGCCCAUCAUCCCCCACAGCAAGCCCAUAGUUAUUCGCUCCAUCGUCAUGACACCCGUGCCGCUGUUCAACAAGCAGCGUAAUGGGUGCAGGCCAUUCUGCGAAGUCUAUGUUGGAGACGAGAGGGUCCUCACCACAUCACAGGAGUACGACAGGAUGAAGGAUUUUAAGAUGGAGGAUGGGAAAGCGGAGAUUCCCCUGAAUGUGACAGUCCAAGGAGAUGUACUAGUGGUGAUCUAUCACGCAAGAUCUACACUGGGAGGACGUCUACAGGCCAAGAUGGCAUCAAUGAAGAUGUUUCAGAUCCAGUUCCACACAGGCUUUGUCCCCAGAAAUGCGACCACUGUAAAGUUUGCCAAGUAUGACCUGGAUGCCUGUGACAUUCAGGAGAAGUACCCAGACUUGUUCCAGGUCAACUUGGACAUCGAGGUGGAACCCAGGGAUAGACCCAGCACCAAGUCUCCUCCAUGGGAGGGCUUCCAAACCAAGGGCCUCAACCCCAAAAUCCUUUUCUCCUCUCGUGAAGAACAGCAGGAGAUCCUCAGCAAAUUUGGUAAACCCGAACUGCCUCGUCAACCAGGCUCCUCAGCAUUUUAUGACUCAGAAAUGCCCCAGCCAGCACAGACCCCAGAAAGCUCCAACGCAACAGAUCCAGAGUCUCCUGAGAGCACUGAUACCAACGCCAACAACUUCUUCCAGACACUGGAUUGGGAAGAUGUGGGCAGCCCUCAGGAUGCAACAGACAGUCAAGGGGGAGGAUCCCUGAAUGACCAAGAAGACCUGAGUGAUCAGUCAGAAGGAGAAUCAUACUCUUAUUCUGCUCCCAGUGGGGAGGUUCUGUCACGAGACCCCAGCGAACCACUGUUUGACGCAGAUUUCCAGACCUCCACUCCCGCAGCCCAGGACUCUCCUGCCAAUGACACAGCUGACCUCUUGGGGUUGAACGCUGACUCUGAACAUCCUCCAGUGUCCUCAUCAUCUUCCUCUUCUGCUCCUCAUCAAGGAGCCCAGGGAGGUCUGAAAGCCUCCUCCAGUAACAGUGACCUCCUCAAUGACCUGUUUGCACCCCCUGCUGGGCAGACAGCAGCGGUGCAGGAAGACUUGUUCUUCAGCGGGGCAACCAGCCAGGCCACACCGGACUCAAAACCCAUGGGCGACCUGUUUGAUCCGUUUGGGAUGGGGUCCAGCUCUGGUGUUGGCUCCAGCGUGGGUUCAUCUCGUCAAGCAUCCGGACCGGACAUAUUUGGAGACCUGUUGGGUUCUGAUAGUUCUGCUACCAGUGGGUUUAGUUCAGCUCAUGGUAACCCCACCCCUGCCUCCAACACCAGCCUCUUCAACCUCAAUAAGAUAGUGAAUGAUGUUCCUAAGAUGACCUCAUCUGCCAGUCAACCAGACCUGCUGGGUGGCUGGGACAGCUGGGCAGCUGGCACAUCUACUGGAAUGAACUCCACCGCCAGCAAACCCACCUUCACCAACACAGCUUCUGGUGCAUCAUCUAUGUCGAAGGCCAAGUCUCAGACCUUUGAUCCUUUUGCCGAUUUGGGAAACCUGGCCUCAAAUCUGCCAGGUUCCUCCAGCAGUAAUUUCUCCAAGGCUUCUUCAAAGGCUCCUUCCUCCUCCUCCUCUUCUGCCUCUGCUAAGGUUCCAGGUCAGCCCUGGCAGUCUGGAAGACCUGUCUCGGCCCACAACAAACCCUGGAUGUCUGGAUCCGGGUCUGCACCCAAACCAACAGUAACAUCAACACCCCAGCCUGCAGCUGCACAGACCAGCAAACCGAACUACAACCUCAACUUCGCCAGUGUCAUUGGAGGAAGGGAGGAGAGGGGAGUUCGUGGGCCUGGAUUUGGGCCCAAGCCGAAGGUAAAGGAGGAUGAUUUUGGGGACCUGCUGUCAACUCAGGGUUUUUCCUCCAAGCAUGAUAAAAAAGGGCCAAGAACCAUUGCUGAAAUGAGGAGACAGGAGAUCACCAAAGACAUGGAUCCACUUAAACUGCAGAUUUUGGAUUGGAUUGAAGGAAAGGAGCGAAACAUACGAGCGCUGAUGUCAACUCUGCACACGGUGCUGUGGGAGGGUGAAACCCGCUGGAAGCCUGUUGGCAUGGCUGAUUUGGUCACACCCGACCAAGUGAAGAAGUACUACAGGAAAGCUGUACUGGUCGUCCAUCCAGAUAAGGCAACAGGUCAGCCUUAUGAACAUUACGCUAAGAUGAUCUUUAUGGAACUUAAUGACGCCUGGUCAGAGUUCGAAAACCAGGGAUCCAAAGCACUCUUCUGAAACCCCUGGUCUGGAUCCCAGCUAGACCAGACCAGACCAGACUGGACUGGAUUUGGCCUAAUCAGACAAGAGUUAGCCUGGGCCAGAUUGGACAGGACUGAGCCCACAUUGGGCCUUUGGGGGUGCAGAGCCUCUGAGAGGUGUCCUCUCUACCAUUCCCUUCACUCCCUUCUUCCUUCUUUACUUUCUUCUGUUCCUAUAGUCAAGGAAAAGACAUUUUGCCUCAUACCUGGCUGUAGUGAAAAUUUCCUCACUGGCUCAUAAACAGCCAGUUAAAAACAUUGUGAUCGUUCUUAAACUCACUGCCUACCUGUACGACUGCCUGAAAGGUGCUGCAUUCAUCAGGAGGGAGGAAUGGGUGACAAUCACAUGAAGAAGACAAAAUGGGAAGAAGAUCAGAUGAUACAAAGACUUUAAAAAUAACCAAGCUAAUUAUCAUGACAGUGAUAUACAGAUGAAAAGAUUUAAUGACCCUCAGUAACAAAAUGCUGAUAGUUUUGGCUAUGGCUGGUAAGUUUGUUAUUUGUGCCUGCCACUAUUGCAAACCAAAGGUCAUUUGCUGACUGGUAAAAAAAAAAAAAAAAAAAAGAGGCUGAAAUGGCUCUACAUUUUUCAGCAUGCCAGCCAACAUGAGUCUGCAAAACACAAUGUGAAGGCUAAAUUUCUAAGCUAUGUUGCUUUAAAAAUAGGGGAAAUUGGACAGUGAAUCGUACCUCAGCAAUUGACUUUUGAGAAAUCAACUUGUUGAGGAAACACCUGGUUGGGUUUGAAAAACAAACAGGCCCACUCGUAGGCCAGUUGCCUGCUGAACACUACUUGUGCUGCUUCUACCAUUACAGUUAUUGCUACACACACACACACACACACACUCUCUCUCUCUCUCUCCUCAGACUGAUGUUAAAACCUGCAUCUUAAACAGCCAACUUCUGAUAAAGGAGCUUCACUUGUUUGAAAGCCCAAUAUAAUCCCAAGAGGGCCGUCUGUUGUUUUUGAAGUGCUCUUUUUAGCCUAAAUGUUGACAAUUCCACCCAAUCAGGCUACAAUAUGUAGCUAACUGCAUGCUCUCCCACACCAAGCCUCCAGACAACAGGGGGAGGUGUGUUUGAUUUCAAACCAGGGUAGUCCAAACGGGUGGUAGCUCUUUCAUUGAAGUGCUCUUUCCUUGUAGCAGAAACGGAGAAGAGUCAACCUGCUUCAUUUCACUAGGUGGCAGACUACAUACCAUCCCAGCACUCACACUGCUCAUUGCUUUUACUGACAGCCAUCUUGAGCACCUCAGACAUCACUGUCAUCACUAAUUAGCCCCUCUCUUUGUUUCUGUUGACCCUGCCCACCUCCAGCACCUUGUUCUGUGGACAUUUUUCGUCAGUGCAUAGGAGGAGAUUAAAAAAGUGAAGGAACGAAAAGAGAAUAUGAUGAUUUAAUCUGGUUGCUAUUGGUUUUAGCUUUUCUUGUAUUUUUGGGGGGGUUCAUUCUGUGUUUGUAUUGAGCUUUUUGUCAUGUUAAUCAUCACUUCAUUGUAAAUAUGAAAAUAUUAUCAUCCAUCAAGUGGCUUUGUUAAGAUUAUAGCCUGGGCAGUUGGGCAUGAAUGGUGUGUCUUUUUUGUGCGUGCAUGUGAGUAUGCAAGUGUGUGGGUGUGUGUUUCUUUCCAGAGGUGAAUAAUGAAACCUUGUUAGACAUCAUGCUUUAUCAUUAUUAUUAUUUCACACUUUUCUUUCUUAAUUUAGUGUUUUCCUAGAUGUUUGUUUGUCUUAUCAGAAACCUUUCCAAUAUGCUUUUUUUUCUCCUUUUAUUUUUAUUUCACAUUUUACCUCAUGGACCAAUCAAAUCACCCGUUUUCUUAUUUAUUAUGUUUUUGGGAUGGUCAGGGGUUAAAAUGACAUGUAUUCGUGCAUAUUAAUGGCACAAGUUAAAAUUGCAGAUAAUAUAUAAGUAGAAUGUUCUGAGUGCAAGUGGGACAGUUGUUGGUUGAUCACCAUGAGCCUCUUUGUUGCUGUUUUCAUUCCAAAGCAUCUAUUAUUAAUACGAAUGUGCUUUUACAAAUAUAUAUCCUCUCGUUGUUAUGCGGUAUGUGUUUAUUUGUCUGUUCUGUCUGUCUUUUCUUUUUUUUUUACCUUUUUGGUUUCUUUUCUUCUCUGGCAGAACUAAAGCUGUUGCUGAGAACACCGCUUCUGUUUUGCAUUUUGACAUUUUGUUGAAAUUCCAACACGAGGGGCCAGUAAAUUUAAGUCAGAAAAAAAAAUAAAAAAUAAAACUGAUGCUUGAAAUUCAGUUGAAACUCACUUUGACAGUAUGAUCAUAGUAUAAAGAGGGACAAUUGCAAAACCACAUAUCGGCAGUGUUUACUGUACCCAAAUUACGUCAUACUAAUAUGAAUGUAGAUUUCAAUGCAAAAAGAAAUAAUUAAAAAAACCUUUUGAUCUGAGGCAACUAU